AUGGCGCCUGUAAUUGGCUUCUGUUUGGGACAAGUUCAUGUCCUGUUUCAGGCAUAUAUAUACUGUGACUUUCUUCUCUGUGUAACUUCUCUUAUUUAUUUCAGAAAUGAGGGUUCAUUAACAUCAACUUUAAGAACACUUCUAUUCUUCACAGCUCUAAUGAUUACAUUACCCGUUGGGCUAUAUUUUUCAUCAAAGGCUUAUAUAUUUGAAGGUACCUUAGGAAUGUCCGACAGAGACAGCUAUUUUUAUGCUGCCAUAGUUGCUGUAGUUACUGUUCACGUGGUACUUGCUCUCUUUGUAUAUGUAGCGUGGAAUGAGGGUUCUCGACAGUGGCGGGAAGGCAAACAGGACUAGAACAAAGAUCAUCAUUAUCAUCUGAUGCCUACAGACUGUAAAUCAAAUUUUUGUGAGCUUGAAGGAAAACUGUUCUUCAAAAUGUAUAAUACCCAUGUACAAAGAUGAGGUUGAUGCCUCAACUCUGCUUAAGAAAUAAGACUUGUGCUCAUCUUGAAUGUGUACCAGUGUUUUCUCUAAUGCUGAUGGAGGUUGUUCUUUAGCCAGCCUCUAUUAGGUUGAGCUGAGGAGGUCUUCACAUGGAAUUAGAAUGAAACAAUUACAUAUGUUUGAAAAAAUCCUGUAGCUGUUUUUGCCAUUCCUAGUAUUUUUCUGGCUUGCUCUGAAAAUAAUACUGGCAUGAAGCAAGCAUUACACUUUUGAGUAAUUAAACUGCUAGUUAAAAUAUUAAAUUAUUAAUGUUUCCAGUACAGAACCAAACCACAGCCCCAUACUGGCUACUGUGAAGAAAAUUAACUCUACCCCAGCCAAGACUGGCACAGCAGGACAGACAUAAAUAAUAUAUUUCUGAGGUUAUAAGUAAUUGCAAAACCAGAUUUGGUUAGAAACUCAGGUGAUGUCUCUAACGUGAAAUACAAAGGGUUUUUUUGUUUUCAAAUGUAAUUUUUUUAUUACAGUGUAAAAUGCAAUCUUUAGUUUCCUUUUGGGAGGAUUAUUGUAUUACUGCAUUGCUCAUAUUUCCACUUUUCUAUAGUUAAUCCUGAUGAUGCAAAGGAAAUGGCAUAGCCUGUUUUUUUAGAUGUCUUUUCAUUUAUGUAUCUCCUUUGAUAAUAUCUAAAGGAUGUAGUUGGGUUUUCUGCAGUAGUAUCAGUAACAGCCAUAAGCCAGUCUAGUGGCUAGUAGAGAAACAAGCAAGAGAAAACAAGCUGUAGCCAUCCUCAAACAUCCUUUAUGAAGCAAACACAAGAGUGAUCACAUGGAAAAUUUGCUUCUCUUCAGAAAUAUUAACUUGUACACUGUGAAAUGAUACACUAUGUUGAUUGGUUUUUUUUCCUUGGUUGUGUGUAGAAAAUGGCUGUAGCUAAGGCACAGUGACAUUUUUGUGUUGUAGGAUAACCUGGAUUUCAUUGCACUGUUGUGCUGUUGUUAGCAAGCUUUUUGGUCUGUAGAUAAAACAUUUUCCUAAGGUUCCAGCAAUGCAUAGAACUUUCCUAACGCUGAUGAUUGCUCUUAGGCCGUUGUUCUUGAGGUCGUUCUGUUGAGUUUUCCUGUUUGCUGUAUUAGUUGAGCCUUUUUAGGAAGUGUUUUGCUUAAUAUAGGGCUUGGAAUGGUUUUGGUGCUGCAUUUGUCCAUGGUAAAACUUAUCCAUAAAGGAGACAAAAAUCAGUUAUCCAUGCCUAGUGGCUUGAGGAAUGUGUUCCCAGAUCUUACUCCUCUCAUCUCCAUCCUGGUCCCAGGUGUGCACAGGCAUAUAUACUAUAUUACACUAAUGCAAAUCAGUUUUUUGCGUUUUGUUUCUGAAGCGUUAACUUUUCUCCUCCGGAAGCCCAUUGUUAGGUUGCUGCCAGCAAACUGGUGAACGGUCUCAUAGUACUUGAAAUACAAAUAUAGUUUGUACGUUGGCAUAUUGGCUUCCUGUUUUCCAGUCUAUGGACUGUACAUUGUAGAACAAAUACUGCCUUUUAAUAAAGAAUUACACUGCAAUACAAGAUCUGGUAAACAAGCAUGUGUGCUGAACAGUUUUUUGGAUAAUCUCUUCAAUAUUGCUCAUGUAUAGUACAGCUUACAACAAAGCGAUCAGCUAUAGCACUGUACAGUGGCUUUUUUUACUCCAUUUGUAGUGG
Messenger RNA from Athene cunicularia (burrowing owl), 2141 nucleotides. RefSeq names its product VMA21, vacuolar ATPase assembly factor (gene VMA21). Gene Ontology annotation, biological process: vacuolar proton-transporting V-type ATPase complex assembly. The record is from RefSeq and is a predicted model, not a curated record. The transcript has 3 exons. NCBI's taxonomy places the organism in Eukaryota, Metazoa, Chordata, Aves, Strigiformes, Strigidae. Gene Ontology annotation, cellular component: endoplasmic reticulum membrane. Bases 1 to 357 code for a protein of 118 amino acids.